CAGACAACUCAUGUCCCGUUUCUUUUUUUUCUCUCUUCACUUUUAUGUUUUAGUUUUGAUCUCGUAUUAGUUUUUUUCUCUGAUUUUGUUUAUGUGCAUUUAGUUUGUUAUACAGCUUGGGAUGUUGAUAGGAUUGAAAAUUUUUCUUUUUUUUAAUGGAACUUUUGGGGGUUUGGUUAAAAUGGUUAUUGAUUGAGGUUUUGAGAGUUCUGGAUUGAUUGUUGAGCUUGAAUUUUCGUAUGUAAUCCGUGAUACAUAGUUGCUUUAAUGUAUUUAUAUAUGUAAUCUGGGAUAGAUAGUUGCUUUCAUGUAUUAAUUUACAUGUAAUCUUGCAUUUGCAUUUUUAAGUUGAGUUACAGUAGUUAUAGUGGAUUUCUUAUUAGAAUUUAUGGGAAUAUUAUGUUCAUGGUAUUUUGAUGUGAUCAAUUGAAGAACGUAGAUAGACUUUUUCAUUCCAACUCUUAGUUUCAAAACCAUUGAUAUAUUGUUCUGUGUGGUUUAUUUUGAGAGUUGAAUAGAGCCUUCAAUUUCUUAAGCAAGGUAGAUAAUUUUUAUUCGUCCAUAGGAUAUAAAAACAUAGAGUUUAUAUAUGGUUCACAAAGGUUGACUGCCAAACAUUUAUGCAUGUUCUCUCUUUUUAGUAUUAUUGUUGUUUCAAAGACUUUUUAGCUAUGCUUGGUAUCGUAUUAUCUUAACUUGGUCAUGGAUUGUCUACUUAAAUGGACAAUCCCCUGUGUGAUCAAGUUGAAGCUUAAUCCUCAGUAACUAAGGUUAUGGUCGGUACCCUUCUGAAAUUAAUUUUUACAGGAAUACACUGCAACCUAGCUUAAUGAGAUUACACUAUGCUGCUUAACCAGCCUUUAUUAAGACCAGAUUUUAACAAUAUACUUAAAUUUCAAAAGCUUAUGCAGAAGUGACAACAAUAAAAGGUAUUUCAACUGUCAAAUUUACAGGAACUUCCUGUACACCUCAUCUUUGAUAAACAGUAAGUGAAAACCUUUACUGUCACAAUUUCUUGUGGUGAUUAGUUUCAGUGCUGGAUAAUUAGAUGUCUGCAACCUAGUGGCACAUUACUUAAUAUUUUCUGUCUCUGUGUGUAUACAUGUUUUUGCGCAAAACAGAAUUUUUUCUUCUUUCUUCUUAGAAUUUUAUUAUGGAGGGAAACCAUAUGAUAAAUGCUGAAACUGUCGAAAAGAGAAAUCUUCUUACCUUAAUAAGGUCUUUUUCAUUGAAAUCUUUUAUAUUUCCAUAUGAUUUAUAGAUUUACAGGCACAUGGUUUACAUUUUUGGUUUAUGGAAGUCCUAUGAUAUGAAAAUAGGAUUCUUGUUUUUGCUAUACGUAUCUUUAUUUAGCAUAACUGCAACUUCAUAGAGAAGUCUUAAUGAUAAGGGUGCAAACUAGAUAAUUAGAGGGAGACGAAUAGAGAAAUUUUUGGAGUUCAUUACCAUAGUAGUCAUGCAGCUGCUUACUUGCUACCUCUGGAAACCAUUAUCUAGCACUACACUACCACUCCCAGCACUGUGAUAGCAGUAAAGUGGUUCUGCUAAUACAACAGUUUAUAGUUUUUGCAUUUUACACCACCUUCAUAAAUCUGUCAUUACUUUGACAUCACGGCUAGCAGCAACUCUUCAACUCUCCAACUCAAGUUGGCAUCUUAUUUUCCCACUUCCAUUUUCCUGAAUGAGCACACCACCCUGUUAGUUUGUUCUUUUUGAUCGGUCAAGGGCAUGCUCUUUCAGCAAAACAGCUGAAAAGGAAAAAGAUCAAGUACUUGGUGAAAUGGAAAAUAAAUGUGGCUGAAAUUGCCCUGGUUACUCUUUAAGACCAGAAGGAAGAAAGAGGAAGAAGAUUCCAGAAUGGAGCAGGUUGUUCAUGAGAAUUUAAACUUUACUGAAGAAAUAUUGAGUGCUACCUCAUACUCUCGGCAGUUGGCAGAGCAAAUGACACUUGCCAAAGCUUAUGUCGUAAUUGCGAAAGAGCACAAUAACCUUCACCUUUCUUGGGAGCUAAGCUCAAAGAUUAGGAGUUGCCAGCUUUUGCUUUCAAAUGCUGCAAUGAGAGGGCAGGCCAUUACACUAGAGGAAGCAGAGCCAAUAAUUAGCAGUCUAUCGUCUCUUAUUUAUAAGGCACAAGAUGCUCAUUACGACAUUGCAACUACAAUAGUGACGAUGAAAUCUCAUAUUCAAGCCCUUGAAGAGCGAGCUAAUGCAGCAACUGUUCAGAGUACCGUGUUUGGACAGUUGGUGGCAGAAGCAUUUCCCAAGAGUCUUCACUGCCUAAUUGUCAAGCUCUCAGCUGAUUGGCUUAGAAGGCCAUCCCUUAAAGACCUUGCAAAUGAGCAGAGAAACUCUCCUCGACUUGUGGACAACAAUCUCUACCACUUUUGCAUAUUUUCAGACAAUGUCCUUGCAACUUCAGCAGUAGUUAAUUCUACAAUUUCCAAUGCAGAUCAUCCUAAACAGAUAGUUUUCCAUAUUGUCACCAAUGGGGUUAGCUAUGGAGCUAUGCAGGCUUGGUUCCUUAGCAAUGACUUCAAGGGGUCCACUGUAGAGGUGCAGAACAUAGAGGAGUUCUCUUGGUUGAAUGCUUCUUAUGCUCCCAUUAUAAAGCAGCUACUUGAUGUAGAUUCACGGGCCUACUAUUUCGGGGAAAAUCAAGAUUUGAAAGUUGAGUCAAAAUUGCGGAACCCUAAAUAUAUUUCCUUGUUAAAUCACCUACGGUUUUACAUACCAGAGAUCUAUCCACAGCUUGAGAAGAUAGUAUUCCUUGAUGAUGAUGUUGUUGUCCAGAAAGAUCUAACACCUCUUUUCUCAUUGGAUUUGCAUGGAAAUGUAAAUGGGGCGGUGGAGACUUGUCUUGAAUCAUUUCAUCGUUAUUACAAGUAUCUCAAUUUCUCAAAUCCGGUCAUCAGCUCAAAGUUUGAUCCACAAGCAUGUGGAUGGGCAUUUGGCAUGAAUGUUUUAGAUUUGAUUGCCUGGAGAAAAGCAAAUGUCACUGCAAGAUAUCAUCACUGGCAGGAGCAAAAUGCUGAUCGGACACUAUGGAAACUGGGAACUCUUCCUGCCGGUCUUUUAGCUUUCUAUGGGCUCACAGAACCACUUGAUCGGAGGUGGCAUGUGUUAGGAUUAGGUUAUGAUCUUAACAUUGACAACCGCCUUAUUGAGAGUGCGGCAGUUGUUCACUUUAACGGAAACAUGAAGCCAUGGCUAAAAUUGGCAAUUGGAAGGUAUAAGCCUCUAUGGGAAAGGUACAUAAAUCUGAGCCACCCAUAUCUCCAAGAUUGUGUCACAAGUUAAAAUGUGCUAUUUUUUUUGGUUAUUGUUAGUAAUUUAUGUGAUCUUCAAUGAUAUAAACCCAUCAAGGCUGAUCAGGUUUAUUUGUAGAGUCGGAAGUGAAAAUUUUGACUUUGUUAGGAGAUUUUAAAUUUCUUUUCUUUUUUUUUUUUUAAAUUUUAGUUUUUCUUUUUCAUCAUAGUAUCUGGAAAGGAAAAGAAAGAUUUUUAUACAAGAUAAAGUUUGAAAGGUGAAGAGAUGUGGGAAUUUCAAUUUUGGCUGAUGGGAUUUUCUUUUUCCCCUCAAGCAAACUGUAGGAAUUAUUUGUUCUUUACCAAUUAUUGUAAUAAUCUCUCUGCUCUUUUGGAUUAUAUAUUGUAGCUGAAUCCCUAUAAUAUUCACCCCCUCUUCUUGUUAUAUCAAA
Molecule: messenger RNA, 3697 nt
Organism: Theobroma cacao (cacao)
Lineage: Eukaryota; Viridiplantae; Streptophyta; Magnoliopsida; Malvales; Malvaceae
Gene: GAUT11
Product: galacturonosyltransferase 11
Molecular function (GO): polygalacturonate 4-alpha-galacturonosyltransferase activity
Source: RefSeq, a predicted model, not a curated record